AUGCACAGAGCCCUGCUGAGUCCUGUCCGCCAGCCCCUGAAGUGAACAUCACCGUUCUUACUUUACUUGUGAAGAGACGGAGGCCCAGAGUGCUUGUCCCAGGUCAGGCAGGUAGUGAGUGGCAGGGCUGACUGGAACACAAGUUGUGCCCUGGAGCCUGAGUGACCAGGGCUAAUUCCGUCCCGUUAUGUGACUUCCAUGUUGCUGCAGCCUUGGCACAUGUAAUAUCUAAAAUAUCACUCCACAUGGCACCAGCCAUUGCCUAUUGGCAUUGUUUGACAGAACGCAGCUCCCUGUUCUAUGUCCUGGCCAUCUUCAGCAUGUCCAUGGCAGGCUGUCAAUCCACACAGCAGGGCCCCUUGAAGCACUGAAUGUGCCCUCUGCACAGUCUCAGGCAUCUGAGUGGGUGAUGGGAUCACAUCCACUCCAUGAGGGUCCACGUGGCCAAAUUAUGUUGUCCUAGGGCCGCCCUCCCUGCUGCCAUGGGGAGUGGCCGUGUCCUCGGUCUCCUGCACUUGGCUUUGCUGGAAUGCAGCAGGCGUUGCUGCUAGAGGGGUCCAGGCAUAACCGGCCACAGAGCCUGUAAGGGCUGGCCAGGAAGUGCUCAUCACCCCAGCACCACCAGCCAGCCUCUGGGAAAGCCUGGAUCACCUUCAGUGAUGAAUUUCCUCAGUGUGCCAGAGCCAGGGGGAUGCCUGGAGACAGGUGUACCCCCUUUCUUAGGAAACCCCAGGACCUCACAAUCCAAAUGCAGAAAAAGCCUGUAGAUGAUUGUCCCUGGAAUAUUCCAAAAGGAUCUGGGGAGCUUCUCCAGAGACUAGGGACACCAAAGGAUUGGAAGACGAGGUAUUUUCUGCUCUUGUGUGUUUUAACUGAAGAGAAAGGCAGAUGCAGCAAAGCACUACGUGGGGGGUGGGGAGUACAUGGUGUCUCUGAAUAAGAUCUGGUGCCUGACCUGCAGCUCAGAACAGCUGGAGGCUGGCCAGUUGGCUUGGGGCAGGAAGUGCCUUCAGACAUCUCAGGAAAAAGCAGUCAUCCAGCUGUUUGCCAAGAGUUCUUUGCUCUGUAGGUAGAGUGGGAAGGAGAACAAUGCCCAGGCUGCUUGUUCAUUCAUUAACCACUGUUGGGUGCUGGUCACUGAGAGCUCAGGAGUAACGGGAAGGCCACCAUGGGGUGGACUCUGUCCCUUUGCACUCAGUGUGAUAAGAACUGAUCCCUCUUACGUUUACUGAGCCAGGCUCCUUGGCAUUUUCUCUGUAUCAAUCCUUCUAAUCUUUCCAACAACCCAGUGAAGAGAGCACCAAGGUAACCCUCUUUACAGAUCAGAAAACAGAGGCAUCCGUACCUUGCCCAAGGUCACAGGUUGGAUAGAGCAGAGCUGGAUUGGAGUCCAGGCCUCUGACCCUGGAGCCUGUGCACUUAACGUCUGUUUUGGAUGGAAGGCUUGAAGGUUACAUAAGACAACCUGGUUAAGGUAUAGACAGACAGGUAAUGUGGGAGAAUGUGGCCAGUGGUUCCAAAAUGAGGGAAUGAUCGGUGUACAGUCAGGGCCCAGGGGAUGGGUAAUAAACCGAGAACCACAAGCUCUUAACACCAUGGGGUUGUGAGGCUUCAUCUCCCAGGAUGCAACACCUGCGGAGCUCGGUAAUAGGGGAUCCUGACUGGUGACCCAAGUGGGUUGGGAGCCUUGGGGAGAUGAGUUCUGUGUUGGUGGGGAGGGCCAACAUAGUAAGAUCCCCUGUAGACUUGGGGAGCUCGGUUUCAGUAAGUUUUGAAGAUCAUCACUUCAUUCCCCAUGAUGCAAGAGCUCUGAAAGUGGUGGGGGAGUCCUGAAAUUAAAUCUGCUUUUUUCAAGUAGGAAGGACAUCGGUGGCAAUGAGAGACAUCUGUGUGGCUCAGAAAGAUGUCUUGCUGAGGUCAGAGGGAUGGGGGCCAAGGAGGACAAGAGGAGCCCUCCCCAGGACACUCACAAUGAUGAGUGACGAGGACCACUAAAGAGUGUCAGGGGGCGAGAGCCCGGGCAUGCAAUGAGCCUACUGAGGAGAGCUGACAACCACAAAGCAUCUUUUCAUAUCAUGUUUGGAGCAAGGAGAACAAGGGCUGUGUAGAUCCAUUGCUGUCUAGGGCAGCUGGUGUCUGUGAAGGGGAGGAAGGCGCAUCUCCACUGUGCCCACAGCAGUCUGGAUAGAGGAGGAUCUGCAGGUGCAAAGGGCGUAGGUGGGUCCCCCGAGGAAAGCAGAAGUCAGGCAGUGCUGGGCAGCUGUUCAUGUGCUCAGGGCCCUGACUCAGAAUGCCCUGGCCAGGGCAUGGCGUGACCUGGAAUCAGAUCCCCCAUCUGAGGUGCUGUCUGAUAUGUGCUGGACAUGAAGCCUGGAGGUGGAUGAGACUCAAAUCUGACGCUGGCCCUGAGAAAGAUCCUAGAGUAAGAAGGAGGCUGGCCCUGUGGCGGUGUGUCCAGCCCAGUGUCACAGGAAGUUUUCCCAUCUCAUGGUUCCUUGUUGGGCCAAGCCCUCCAGAACUCCAGACUCCUGAAGACUGAUGGCUGCCAGAGCAGCCACCUUGCUCAUCCUGUGGCCCUGGCCCUGCUGAUCACUAUGGCAGGGAAGGGGGCCCCAUCGAGCCCAUUGGCUGAAAACAGGUGGCAAUUUAACGAACCUGAGUUGGGCCAGGGCCACAAGCCAGUGCUGCUGGAGAAGACGAACUGCCUGGGCCCUGAGGCCACUGUGGGCAGGGCGGGACGGGAUGUGGGCAGUGCAGAGCCGGCACUGUUGGCAGCCCCAGGCAGGCCCCAAUCCGGCCAGCCGCUGCCCCCAAAGGCACAUGGGGAGCAGAGGCAGAGCGCCUUCACAGAGCUGCCGAGGAUGAAGGACCAGUGCGGGGAUGCUCAAGCCCAGGAGAGGGAUCAUGAUGACCCUACAGGUCAGCCUGGCACCCUGCACCUGGCCCAGGCUGUCCCCAGAGACCCAGCUGGCAGCACAGUCUUCUCUGUGUGGCCCAGCAGAGUACGAGGUGAGCAGAGAAGCGCCUUUAGCAAACCAACCAAGAGACCUGCAGAGAGGCCGGCACCAACCCCAGUCUUCCCUGCAGGGGAGUCUGCAGACACCCUGGGGGAGCUGUCUGGACUCUUCAACACUGCAGACCUCCCUUGUUGGGGUCGACUUUCAACUCCCAAGCUUUUGGUUGGUGAUUUCUGGAACUUGCAAACAUUGCCACAGAAUGCUCCACUCUGCAGUGCUUUCCUGGGUGCCCCCACACUGUGGCUCGAGCACACCCGGGCCCAGGGGCCCCCACCUUCAUCAUCCUCCACCAUUUCGUGGGCCCUCCUGCCACCUACCCUCACUUCCCUGGGCUUGUCCACCCAGAACUGGUGUGCAAAGUGCAACCUGUCCUUCCGCCUGACAUCCGAUCUGGUCUUCCACAUGCGGUCCCACCACAAAAAGGAGUAUGUGGGGCCUGACCCACAUUCUCAGAAGAGGAGAGAAGAGGCCCUUGCCUGCCCUGUGUGCCAGGAGCACUUCCGGGAGCGCCACCACCUCUCCCGGCACAUGACUUCUCACAGCUAGCAGGUGGCCACGGAGUGACCUGCUGCAUGCGUCAGCCAGCCUUUGUCAGAGGGGGCUCCCUGGGCUUGCCUUGAGGGGGCUGUCACGGUCCUCUGCGGAGUUGCUGCGUUUGGCAUCCAUAGAUGAACAGUUCAGGCAUAAUUUGAAAAAGCCACACCUGAAUGAUGUGUUUUAAAGGAAAUGAAGUCCUGAAAUAAAGUGAUGGGCUUGGCAAAUCCAGGGCAGAGGCCCUAACAGGCAGAGAGUGAGGGCAACUCUGGUGUACAUGAUGGGCUUUGGAGGCACAAAAACCUGGAUUUGAAUCUGGGCUCUUUUCCGUACUAGCUGUGACCUUGGACAAAGACCUGCUGAGCCCCCAUUUUCUCAUCUGUGAAACGGAGAUGACAGCACUGUGUCUUAGGUUGGCAUCUGGGUCACAUGAACGAUGUGUGCAAAGUGGCCGGCAUUCUGCCUGCAGACCCUGAGUGCUGAGUCAGCAAGGUUUGUGAUGGUGUCUAUACUAGUCAGCUAUUGUUAUUAACAAGACCUCCAUGGCAGACAAGCUAAAGUGGGUCUGUGGGUUGACUCAGGCUAAGCUGAGCUUGGCUAGGCUUGGCAGCAGGUCUCACAUUUGAUCAUGUCAUGUCCUUUGCUUCUUUGGCUGAAGGGCUACCCAGAGAAAGCCUGCAUCUCUUGCAGUUAUGCCAGGAACAUAAGAGGGCGAGUCUAAUAAGCACACCUCAAGCCUCUGCUUGGGUCACAUUGCCAGCGUCCUCUCAGCCCAUGCAAGUGGCAGGGUCAGGCCCAAUACUGAGGAGUGGAAAAGCGCAGGCUGCCCUUGGUGAAGCUGUGGCAAGGGAGUGAGCAUCCAUUCCCUCCACAGGAGGGUGAGGAAUUGGGACCGGUAAUUUCUCCCACCACCUGGUCUAUCGUUCUUCACAUUGUGAAUAUACAAAUGGGGGAAAUAGAACCCCCUCCCCACCACCUACACACAUGCCCUUUUACCUUCCAAGAAUAGGGCAUGUGCAAAAACUCAGCUUCCAGAUCAUGAUGCUGGGGAGCAUUCCAGGUACCAUGUAUUAUCUACUGUGUUUCAGUCAGUAGCUGCUGUAGGUACCCAUGUCGGCCCUUGUGCCUAAGGAUGUAUGGGGCCCAGGCCAUACUCUUUGACAUUGCACAGGUCAGUCUGAUGAAAGCCCUUUGUGGGGAGUUUCUGAGCUGGUGUCGUUUUUGCACUGGUUUCCACCUCACUGUCAGGUUUUGGUCUUUUGAUGUGCGGUAUCCAGCCCUCCAAUGGGGCCCCCAGCGCAGAGCUCAGGCUUGUGGCUGGGAAGAAGCCAGAGUGAGAGGGUGGGGAUCCCAGCCAGCCUCCCAGACUGCUCCUCUUCUCCCGCUCUCCUCUGUCCACCCUUCCAGGCAGCAGCACUUCCUCCUGGCUGCUCUGGUGUCCUCGCUGCCUCCACUCCUGCCGCUCACCACGCACCCAUCCAUUGUCCACACGCACACAACCAGAUCAUCUUCUGAAAGUGUAAGAUGAUGACUCCAACCCCGUGGCUGUCCUUCACACUUACAGCCCUAACCCCGGCAGGACGUGCCAGCUGCUUUACGAACAAGUCCCUGCCAAUGUUAAUUGCAAGCACUCAUUUGACUCUCCCUGUGUGCCAGGCAAUAGCAUAAGCACUGGAAGAAUACAGAUGAUAUAGCGAGUCCUACAACAGCCCUGGGAGGCAAGAGCUGUUUCCUUUCCAUUUCGACAAUGAGUCAAUUGCAGAUAAUGCUAUAUCACUUCCGGUGUUUCUGAUACUCCCCUUAUACCUACUACCUUCACCGGCUGAGCUUGGCCUUAGGAGGCCCAUAGGUGGCAGAGGGCAGAGGGGACUCCGCUAUACCACCUCGCUGCUGUUCUGCUGUCUGCUCCUGUGUUCUGACCACAGCUCUUGUGCCGUUUCUCAAGCCUGGGCUUCGUUCAGCAUUUGCUGUCCAGCUCCUGUUGGUGCUGCUCCCACUGUGGUUCCACAGGGCUGCUUCUCUCAGGUCAGCUCCUUAGAGAGGCCUCCCAGAUUCCCCAUAAAGCAGCCCUGCAACCUCUGUCUCUCAGCCGCGUGUCCCUGUGGCUUCCUUCACAGCACGUCUCACCAUCUGCAAACAUCUUUAUGUUUGUCGUUUUGUUGAUUUGCUGCAUCCACACUGUCAGCUCCUUGGGAGUAGAGACUGGUUUGUUUACUGUGCAUCCUCAGUGCCCAGAACAGGGCAUUGCAUAUUGUCAGUGCAUAAUAAAUACUGUGGAAAUAA
Sapajus apella (tufted capuchin) is the source of this 5834-nucleotide messenger RNA. RefSeq names its product zinc finger protein 488 (gene ZNF488). Gene Ontology annotation, cellular component: nucleus. The record is from RefSeq and is a predicted model, not a curated record. Lineage: Eukaryota; Metazoa; Chordata; Mammalia; Primates; Cebidae. The coding region runs from base 2595 to 3563 and encodes 322 amino acids. Gene Ontology annotation, biological process: regulation of DNA-templated transcription. The transcript has 2 exons.